Molecule: messenger RNA, 1161 nt
Organism: Anthonomus grandis grandis
Lineage: Eukaryota; Metazoa; Arthropoda; Insecta; Coleoptera; Curculionidae
Exons: 6
Coding region: 274-1146 (290 amino acids)
Source: RefSeq, a predicted model, not a curated record
AGAACAUUCUUUCAAGAUCAGGGUCAAUGGCCUUUAAGAAAAUUAAAAGAAAAAACAGACAAAACUCGAAGAGACUACCCCAUGAAAUGAUGGAAAGAUCCAGACGUACGUCUAAAGUACGCCCUUCAUGAGUAAGCAAAAUAUGAGCGGUCGUCUGCAAAUACGCGGGCUCAACAAGAAAGAAGAAGUUUUUAAAUGUCACAAUGACAUUUGGCCACAAAAACAUCAAUUUUAACAUCAUUUUUCAUUUCGACUUUAAACAAAUUUAUUAAAAUGGUUACAAUAUGUGCAAAGAAGUAUAUGAACACGAGGGAAAAACUUUUAUUGGACGAUAUAAGGAAACGAAAGGAAAGCAAAGAUGACAGAGAAAAAAUUUUCCAGGAAAGAGAAGAAUUUUUCAAAAAACUUACUGAGAGACGUGAAAAAGGUCGUAGGUCAAGUGUCUUAUCAGGAACCACCGUUCCAAAUUCAACAUUUAAGAGUAUUCACUCUGUAGGGAGUGCAAAGAGUGAUAAGAAUAGUACCAGUAUCACUAACAUUGAGACGGAGGAUUCGAAAGAGCUUCACACUUUAAAGCCAAUUUGUGAGGAUUUAUGUAGAGAGACUGGAAGAGAGGAAGAUAGUGUACUUAAUCUUAUUUCCCAAGAAACAAGCUCCGGAAAAAGAUCUUCAAUUCUAUCGGGCACUGGUACUAUAGAAGAGCUGAAAGAGCUACGAGAUCUGCUGCAUAAAUCGUCUUACGUACCAAAGCAGAUUAGGACACGCACGCCAACAAUCGAAAAAAUUAAAACUGCGAUCAAACAAGAAAAACGGGCUUCGCAAGAACUGAGUGAUCUUAGCGAGAGUUACACAGAACCUUUGGAGGAAUUAAGUGAUAGACUCAAAGAUGCCUCGACGUUGACUGAUAAAAAGAAAAAGAAGAAAAAAAGUAAAUCUGCUAGCAAAUGUAAUGCGAUAAUUUCUGGAGCAGAGCUACUAAAGACUUCAAAAGAAGGCAGAGGAAAGAAAUCACGAAAAACUGAGAAGGUGGAUAUUGAGAUACAAUGUUCGAUUUAUAAGAUGGGGAAGAAAACACGUCAUAAAAUACAGAAUCAAACUCCAAGUCACAGGUCUCAAAUAUAUUGGAUCCGAAGUCAAAGGUACUAAAAAUAUUAUUUGUUU